Molecule: messenger RNA, 1479 nt
Organism: Lathyrus oleraceus (garden pea)
Lineage: Eukaryota; Viridiplantae; Streptophyta; Magnoliopsida; Fabales; Fabaceae
Product: putative aconitate hydratase, cytoplasmic
Exons: 1
Coding region: 4-1479 (491 amino acids)
Source: RefSeq, a predicted model, not a curated record
GCAAUGCUUGGCCAGCCAAUGAGUAUGGUGUUACCUGGUGUUGUUGGGUUCAAGUUGUCUGGAAAAUUGCGCAAUGGUGUUACAGCAACUGAUUUGGUUCUAACUGUCACACAAAUUCUUAGGAAACAUGGUGUUGUAGGGAAAUUUGUUGAAUUUCAUGGCAAUGGUAUGGGUGAAUUAUCAUUAGCUGACAGGGCCACUAUUGCCAAUAUGUCUCCUGAAUAUGGAGCAACCAUGGGUUUCUUCCCGGUAGAUCAUGUAACAUUACAAUACCUCAAACUAACUGGAAGAAGUGACGAGACUGUGGCAAUGAUAGAGGCCUAUCUCAGAGCAAACAAAUUAUUUGUCGACUAUAAUGAGCCUCAACAAGACAGAGCUUAUUCUUCCUAUCUUGAAUUAAAUCUUGACGAAGUCGAACCAUGUAUCUCGGGACCAAAGAGACCUCAUGACCGGGUGGCUUUGAAAGAAAUGAAGGCUGAUUGGCAUUCUUAUCUUGAUAACAAAGUGGGAUUUAAGGGAUUUGCUAUACCAAAAGAAGCACAAGGAAAGGUUGCAAAAUUUGAUUUUCAUGGGCAGCCAGCUGAGCUAAAACAUGGCAGCGUUGUGAUUGCUGCAAUCACAAGUUGUACAAAUACAUCAAACCCUAGUGUGAUGCUUGGAGCUGGUCUUAUUGCAAAAGAGGCUCAUGACUUAGGUUUGAAGGUUAAACCUUGGGUAAAAACAAGUCUUGCUCCUGGUUCUGGAGUUGUUACCAAAUAUCUACUUCAGAGUGGCCUACAAAAGUAUCUAAAUGAGCAGGGUUUCAAUAUUGUUGGAUUUGGCUGUACCACAUGUAUUGGCAAUUCAGGAGAUCUGGACGAAUCAGUUUCUUCUGCUAUCUCAGAAAAUGACAUAGUAGCAUCUGCUGUGCUGUCAGGGAACCGUAAUUUUGAGGGCCGAGUGCAUCCCCUAACUCGCGCUAACUAUCUUGCCUCACCUCCUCUGGUUGUGGCUUAUGCUCUUGCUGGCACGGUUGACAUUGACUUUGAAAAGGAGCCGUUAGGGACAGGAAAAGAUGGCAAGAAUGUCUUCUUGAGGGAUAUUUGGCCUUCCACUGAAGAAAUUGCACAGACUGUCCAAUCCAGUGUGUUGCCUGACAUGUUCCGAAGUACAUAUGAAUCUAUUACUAAGGGUAAUCCUAUGUGGAACGAACUACAAGUUCCUGCUGAGAAGCUGUACUCAUGGGACACCAACUCAACAUAUAUUCAUGAACCUCCAUACUUCAAGGGCAUGACCAUGGAUCCUCCUGGACCUCAUGGUGUGAAAGAUGCUUAUUGCCUGCUGAAUUUUGGUGACAGUAUAACAACUGAUCACAUUUCUCCUGCUGGAAACAUUAACAAGGACAGUCCUGCUCAUAGUACACCACAUCACCUAGCCAAAGCCUCCAACCUGCCAUCAAACAACAAACUGCAGCAAGCAAUGCAACCAAUACAUAUCUAG